Messenger RNA from Olea europaea var. sylvestris, 1590 nucleotides. RefSeq names its product protein ABIL2-like. NCBI's taxonomy places the organism in Eukaryota, Viridiplantae, Streptophyta, Magnoliopsida, Lamiales, Oleaceae. The transcript is spliced from 10 exons. The coding region runs from base 354 to 1343 and encodes 329 amino acids. The record is from RefSeq and is a predicted model, not a curated record.
GAAAUUGUGAGCUUUGGCAGCAUGAGUACAUGACCCACUUUCUGCCCGUAAGAGGCGUGGAUUCUCGUUUAAAAAUGCUUCAAUUUUUAUUGCAUUAUUGCAUUCAGAUGUCUUCUUCUUCCUCCACUUUCCACUAAUCCUCAUAUAACCCUUAAACCCUGUCGUUUCCGUCAAAAUCUUCUUACGAAAAUGAACCCAAUCGAUAGCUAUCAGUAAAUGGUUUCUUUUGCCUUUCUUCAGAGCCACACUCUGUGAUCACAGUUGAAAGGGAAGUUUUUUUCUGGAGUGGGUAGUUCAGGACAGGAAUUUUCGAGCUACUAUUUGGUUAGUUGAAUAGAAAUAAUGGGAUUCCAAUGGUAGAUAAUGUUGGAACAAUGACUUCAAAAACUUCAAUGCCUGUCCCUAAGGAGCCAGCCAAUAAUGACGAAGUUUCUCUGGAGCAGAGCAUGCUCUUAUCCGAUAGCCUCAAGGAUUUGAAGAAUCUCAGGAAACAAUUGUACGCAGCUGCAGAAUAUUUUGAGUUGUCUUAUACCAAUGAUGACCAGAAACAGACUGUUGCAAAUUCAUUGAAAGAUUAUGCCAUUAAUGCUCUUGUCAAUACCGUGGACCAUUUGGGCUCUGUCACCUACAAGGUCAAUGAUUUGUUGGAUGAAAAGGUGGAUGAAGUUUCGGGAACUGAGAUCUGGGUUUCUUGCAUUGAGCAGAGACUGCGGACAUGCCAGGAGUACAUUGACCGUGAAGGUCUUUCUCAGCAGUCACUAGUGAUAAACACUCCCAAGUACCAUAAGCGAUAUAUCUUGCCAGUUGGGGAAACAAUGCAAAGUGCUAUUUGUUCCGAGUCAAAAUACCAAGGAUGUAGCCUAGAAAAUGAAGAUGUUUGGCUUCAAUUUAGACAUGCUAUUCGAGCUACAGUUAGAGAAACUCCAUCCACAGUUAGUAAAUUGCACUUUCCGCCGCCUUCUUCCAAACCUGCUCUGCAACCUGGAAAGUUUUUGUCAUCCGGCAGCGUGGCCAGGAAAGAUUUAGAAAAACGCCCAGCAUCGCCACUCCGGUUUCCUCUCUUGCGUUCAGGAUCCUUUUCUAGCAAGUCAACGACACCAAAAGGUUCACGUCCAAGCACCCCAAAUAGUAGUCGACCUACCACCCCUAAUCCUGCUUUAGGAAGACAACAGUAUUUUUCAGACCCUCGGAAAUCAGCUUCAAUGCGUGUUCGUGUUGAGAAAGAAAACCCGAAAGACGACGAACAUUACCCUAGUAAAAGUAAGCGGCUUCUCAAGGCUUUGCUCAGUCGACACAAGUCAAAGAAAGACGAUAUGUUAUACACUUAUUUGGAUGAAUAUUAGUCACGAAUCAGGGAAAAACACGAAACAGAUGUUAUUGCUAAAGCAGGAGCAUGAAUUGCUACAAAUAUUGCCAUUUUUUUAACACCCACUAUAGGGGUUGUACCAUUUUGUUUUUCCUGUAGGCUUCAGUUUCACAUCCUAUGCUCACAAAAAUUUAGCAGAAAGCUUAAUUGUAACCUAUUUUUUUAACAUAACGAUAAGUAUUUGUGCAAGCAAUACGAGAUAAUUUUAAGCACCAGCAUGACAA